Molecule: messenger RNA, 500 nt
Organism: Dermacentor andersoni
Lineage: Eukaryota; Metazoa; Arthropoda; Arachnida; Ixodida; Ixodidae
Source: RefSeq, a predicted model, not a curated record
AGGGGCAUGUAAACACCAACGAUUUGAUUAUGGUUGCCUCUUGCGUUGCCUACGGAUGUGCGAACAGGCUGAAGAAGCGUUGUGGCCUCACGUUUCACCUGUUUCCAAAAGAUCCGGAGCUGCGGAGCCUGUGGGAGCGGGCUGUUCGCCGUGAAAGGUGGCAUGCGAAAGAUGGAGAUCGCCUUUGCUGUGUGCAUUUCGCGCCGGAGUGCUUCGACCGCACCGGACAGACAACACGACUGCGUGCGGGUAGUGUUCCUUCUGUGUUCCCUGCGUUUCCGGAGCAUCUACAGAAGCCCGUGAAAAGGAAGCGUCCAGGCCGCAAGCAUUAAGACUGGUUCCAGAAACUGGAGGACCACAUCCUUGAUCUUGAUCCACUUGAUAACCAUAUUUAUAUUUUGUGCAAAAAAAUCGCUGAAGAAUAUAUAAAAGUGAGAAUACACCACAUGACGAAAGAACGAAACUGUGAACUGAUCAAAAACAAAGUGAGACCACUUUUG